UGUGGAGGAUCUGAAAGGGGCCGCCCUGUACAGCCGCCUCAAGGAGUACCUGCUCAUGGAGGGCCAGCUCAAGGAGAAUAGCUACCCCUUCCCACACCCCAAGAAGCCUGGUGGCGCCGUCAUCUUCACAGCCGAGGAGAAGAAACCCAAGGACUCCUCCUGCAGGAUCUGCUGCCGCUGCGGUGCCGAGUACCUCCUGUCCUCCUCUGGCCGCUGCGUGCGUGAGGAGGAGUGUUAUUACCACUGGGGUCGUCUCCGCCAGAACCGAGUGGCCGGUGGCUGGGAGACUCAGUACACGUGCUGCUCAGCUGCCAUAGGCUCUACGGGCUGUCAGGUCGCCAAGCAACAUGUGCAGGAUGGCCGGAAGGAAAACUUGGAAGGGUUCGUGAAGACUUUUGAGAAAGAGCUUUCAGGAGAUGCGCAUCCAGGAGUCUACGCCCUCGACUGUGAGAUGUCCUACACCACAUACGGCCUGGAGCUGACGUGCAUCACAGUGGUGGACACGGACCUCCAGGUUGUGUAUGACACCUUUGUCAGGCCAGACAACGAGAUUGUCGACUAUAACACUAGGUUUUCAGGAGUGACCGAGGCUGACCUAGCAGACACGAGCAUCUCGCUCCGGGAUGUCCAGGCCGUGUUGCUUAACAUGUUCAGCUCAGACACCGUCCUCAUCGGUCACAAUCUGGAGAGCGACCUGCUGGCCUUGAAGGUCAUCCAUAGCACAGUGGUGGACACGUCUGUGUUAUUCCCACAUUGCCUGGGCCUCCCCUACAAGCGCUCCCUGCGGAAUCUCAUGGCCGACUACCUCAGACAGAUCAUCCAGGGCAAUGUGGACGGGCACAGCUCCAGCGAGGAUGCCAGUGCCUGCAUGCACCUGGUGAUCUGGAAGAUCUGAGAAGACGCCAAGACCAAGCGGUGACCGCCGCCUGCCCGCCCGCUCACCUCUCCCACAGCCCCCACCCGUCCUCUAC
This is a messenger RNA of Bubalus bubalis (water buffalo), 971 nucleotides long. Its product is annotated as RNA exonuclease 1 homolog. The transcript has a single exon. Gene Ontology annotation, cellular component: nucleus. Bases 56 to 895 code for a protein of 279 amino acids. The record is from RefSeq and is a predicted model, not a curated record. Gene Ontology annotation, molecular function: nucleic acid binding; exonuclease activity. NCBI's taxonomy places the organism in Eukaryota, Metazoa, Chordata, Mammalia, Artiodactyla, Bovidae.